UGGCAGUGUCUGUCGGACAAUGUCGCCAGCGCCUUCGUUCCCGCCACCAUGUCAGCCGCGAUUUUAGCCAAUUUGAGCGCCACCUCGGCUGCCGCUUAUCAGUAUCUGGGCCAGCAUUAUAAGCAUUAUAGCCAAUCGUUCAGCUUCUAUGCGGCAUCCAGUGUCAUACUGAUGCUUUGCUAUCUGACCACCACGUCCACGGCCGCUGCCACACAAUCGGAGACGGGUGCCAUUGACAAGCAUCCCAUUCAUGGCAUCGAUUGGUCGAAAUUCGAUGAAUCCAGUUCUGAUAAGGAGAUAUUAGAUUUAUUACUCGAGAAGAAACGCUAUGAUAAACGAUUACUGCCGCCUGUAAAUGGCACGCUGACAGUUAAUGUUAAUGUGUUGCUUUUGAGCUUAGCAUCGCCCGAUGAGAGCAGCUUGAAAUAUGAAGUGGAAUUUCUAUUGAAUCAGCAAUGGAACGAUCCACGCCUGCAAUAUGGCAAUAAGUCGCACUAUGAUUUCUUAAAUGCUUUGCACCAUCAUGACAGCAUCUGGACGCCCGACACGUACUUCAUUAUGCAUGGCGAUUUCAAGGAUCCCAUCAUACCAAUGCAUUUCGCUUUAAGAAUAUUUCGGAACGGGACCAUUACGUACGCAAUGAGACGACACUUGAUAUUGUCCUGUCAGGGCAGCCUGCACAUAUUUCCAUUCGAUGAUCCAAAGUGCUCGUUCUCAAUGGAAAGUAUUUCCUACGAGGAAGCACAAAUCAAGUACGUUUGGAAGAAUGAUGAGGAUACACUGCGCAAAAGUCCCUCGUUGACCACAUUGAAUGCGUAUUUGAUUAAGAAUCAAACGACGCCCUGUGAUCAAAACAGUUGGCGAGGUAAUUACAGUUGCCUACAGGUCGAGUUGACAUUUACCCGUGAUCGUGCGUAUUAUUUUACAACCGUUUUCAUACCUGGCAUAAUAUUGGUCACCUCGUCGUUUAUCACAUUUUGGCUGGAAUGGAAUGCAGUGCCAGCCCGGGUAAUGAUCGGUGUCACAACAAUGCUGAAUUUCUUCACUACCUCGAACGGUUUCCGCAGCACCCUGCCCGUCGUCUCCAAUCUAACGGCGAUGAAUGUGUGGGACGGCGUUUGUAUGUGCUUCAUUUAUGCCUCUUUGCUGGAGUUCGUUUGCGUCAAUUAUGUGGGCCGUAAGCGUCCGCUGCACAACGUCGUCUAUAGGCCCGGCGAAAAUCCCGUAACACAGGCAAGCGCCGUCGCCACUCCGGCCAUGGCCAAUACGCCGCUUUCCAUGGGCACGGCCGCAUCGACGGCAACGCCGGGCACACCUCGUCACGCGGCGGAGGAGGAGGAUCCCUUUGGCGGCGGCAUGCGGUGGCAGGAGGCGCACGGUGGCAUCAUUGGUGCGGCAGUGCAAAAUUUGCGGGCACGUUCGAUUAAACGUAAAAGCGGCCGCGAAGCCACAAGAAGCCCGUCAUCGACAUCCACAUCGCCAGGUGUGAAAUCUGCCCCAAUCCCUGCCGAGCAUAUCUAUGAGGAGCCAAUGGCAACGGCAACGGGAACUGUAGCUGCCACGCGUGUUAGGUUUAAGGAUGAACAAGAGGAUGUAAUCUCCACCAGCUCCUCCACGCUGCGUCGCUCCGUUGCCACCAGCACGCCAGCUCUGGCCGUGCGCAUCGAGCGCGACCAAGAGGCAGGCCAAGAGGAAGAAGAGGAGAAGCAUCAGCAGCAGCCACUGCAGUCUAUCGAAAUGGCCGAGCAUCAAUGUCAAUUGGCAUUGCCAUUAAAACCGCCACGCAGGAAAUCUUCGCGCUCCAAUUCGCCGAGCAAUGUAUACACGGCGGAUGAGGAGUCGAUGAUGACGACAACCAGAACAAGGGAAACUGGCGAGAAGCGACGCGACGCCGGCGCACCGAACGAGAUUGUGGCAUGCACCACAUGCGGCGGAAGCAACAGCCCGUGCACCCAUUCGGCCAACAACGGUUGCGCCACGGAGACCUGCUUCGUUCAAGUGCGCAAGAAAGAGCCACCGCAUCCGAUUCGUGUGGCAAAGACGAUCGAUGUCAUUGCUAGAAUAACAUUUCCAACUGCUUAUUCCAUAUUUCUGAUAUUCUUUUUUGUACACUAUAAAGGAUUUUCGUAAGAUUAAGCUAAAAGCAACCAACAAAUGCAAACCAAACACAACCAAAA
Molecule: messenger RNA, 2177 nt
Organism: Drosophila innubila
Lineage: Eukaryota; Metazoa; Arthropoda; Insecta; Diptera; Drosophilidae
Gene: pHCl-1
Product: probable ligand-gated ion channel 46
Exons: 12
Coding region: 49-2130 (693 amino acids)
Biological process (GO): regulation of membrane potential; chloride transmembrane transport; chemical synaptic transmission
Cellular component (GO): membrane; synapse; neuron projection
Molecular function (GO): extracellular ligand-gated monoatomic ion channel activity; chloride channel activity; transmembrane signaling receptor activity
Source: RefSeq, a predicted model, not a curated record